AUGACACAUGACCGAAAUAUGCAACUUGGCUGUAUGUCACUUGCCGGCGAUAUAGCGAAUUCUUUUAGAUAAAAGUUUUGUUUUGUAAUUAGAAUAGCUCUUUCUUUCGAAUUCUCAAAAAAUGAAAUUGUUACUAGCUCAAAUUUCUACGAAUUUUCUUAAUUUCCUGCGAACUUUUCGUAAAGUUUAUAGUUGACACUGAAUUUUUUAAUAAUACUUUUUGUGCAAUUAUUCAAGUACAACAAAAAGUGCCAUUCGGGGUCGAUUCUAAAUGAUGCUAUGUCAAUUCUUCAAGUAUGGACAAUAUUAAAAAGUGGACAAUAUUAAAUUCUCUCAUGAUGAAUGUUGAAAGAAAAAGUGCGAAAAUUGAUUCAUAUACCGAUUCAAGGAACAAUGAUAAGAAAGCUGGUUAUAUGGUAAUGUUGAACUUAUUAAUUAUACAAAGUUUAUUAGGCAAAAAGUGCAUGUAUAGAAAUGCUCUCCCGCCUGGUUUUGUGCUCAAAUUAAAGCUGAAGGGGAAGAGUAAUAACAGAUCAAUAUUGAAGAGUUCUUAGAAACA
Molecule: messenger RNA, 559 nt
Organism: Rhizophagus irregularis DAOM 181602=DAOM 197198
Lineage: Eukaryota; Fungi; Glomeromycota; Glomeromycetes; Glomerales; Glomeraceae
Source: RefSeq, a predicted model, not a curated record